UCGACAAAUAACAAAUCACAGAUCGGAGAGAUCAUAUGCCUUUUGCAAGAUAUAUACAUGCAAAUGGUGGACGGCGGACAGCGUUGCUCGACGCCCAAUUGAGUGUUUUCGUAUGCCAUGGACGCCGCAGGUAGUGCUGCAGAUGUAGUCGUAGUUGUUGCCGCCCAUGGCCGCCCAGCCGCGCAGGAAAUAUUGGCAGCCAUGGAGGAGAGGAUGCACAAGACAACCGAGAGGAUCGAGAGCCAUGUCGCCAUGAUGCAGGCCAGGAUCCACAGGUUCCCUCGGGGCCUGCGCGGCAUCGGCGGCGAGGACGGCCGCUACAUUGUGCCGAGCGUCGUGGCCAUCGGCCCGUACCACCACGGCCUGCCGCACCUGCAAGAGAUGGAGGAGGUCAAGCACGCGGCCGCCCACCGCUUCUGCCGAGACGCCGGCCGCCCGACCGAGGAGGUGUACGAGAGGAUCCUCUCCCUCGCCGGCGACGCCCGCCACUGCUACGCCCCCGAGGACGGGGCCGUGGCGCGCCUGGGCGACGCCGAGCUCGCGGUCAUGCUGUUCCUGGACGGCUGCUUCCUGCUGCAGUACAUGGGCAAGAGUGACGACGAGCCCAUGUUCGCGGGCUGCAAUUUGUCGUCCGGCCAAGCCAUCCUCAAGGACAUGAUGCUGCUCGAGAACCAGAUCCCAUGGCUGGUGCUCGAUGCCCUCACCGAGUUCUUGCCCCUGGACGUGCGCCAGUUUGUCGCCGACGUAGGAGAGAAGUUCUUCCCCAAGGAGAAGGUUACAGGGUGGAUGUGGAUCAGAAGGUUUCAGAUGUUCCUGACGAAGCGCCGCCGCCGGUGCGUCCCUGCAAAGACAGAGUCUCGCGGCCAGAGCACCAUCAGCUACAGGCCGGCGCAUCUGCUCGGCCUCCUCCGGUUCAGCCAGUUACAGAGCAUGCCGGGCAACGAGCGCGCGUAUCAGGCGGGGAGCUCGUCGCUGCUGUCGAGCAGCGCGGUGGAGCUCGCGCAGAUCGGCGUCAAGCUGAGCGCGAGCCCGGCGACGUGGCUCGGGGACAUGAGCCUCGGGAAGAAGCUCGUGCUCGGCGAGCUCUGCCUGUCGCCGCUGUUCCUGAACGACGUCACCGCCUGCUGGCUCGUCAACAUGGCGGCGCUGGAGGCUCGCACCGCCUGGGACUCGGACGGCUUCGUCGUGAGCUCCUACCUGUCGGUGGUCGCCAUGCUCAUGGACCGGAAGGAGGACGUGCACGAGCUGCGGAGCAAGGGCGUGCUGCGCAGCCUCUUCAGCAACACGCAGACGCUGGCCUUCUUCAAGGGCCUCGGCCAGCACCUCCGCCUGGGCGGCCGCUACGUCGUCGUUCUGGAGCAGAUCGAGUCGUACAAGCGCAACCGGCCGGUGCGGAUCGCCGUCCACAGGUUCCUAUACAAGAACUACAAGAUCAUCGCCGCCGUCUUGUCCAUCGCCGGUGUGAUCAUCGGAAUCUUCAAGGCACUUCUUGCACUCAAGACAGGCUAGCCACUUUUAGCCUCAAUAAUCCUUGUUUCUUGUUACCUCCCAAUCGUCUCAGUUUUCCUUUGCCUCUCGACGACUCAACCGUGA
This is a messenger RNA of Panicum hallii, 1593 nucleotides long. Its product is annotated as UPF0481 protein At3g47200-like. The transcript has a single exon. The record is from RefSeq and is a predicted model, not a curated record. The coding region runs from base 118 to 1509 and encodes 463 amino acids. NCBI's taxonomy places the organism in Eukaryota, Viridiplantae, Streptophyta, Magnoliopsida, Poales, Poaceae.